AUGGCUAUCAUCGAAGAGUUCGGCUUAGAAGUCAAGGUCAAGGUCAACGGCUCUGUGGCCGCUGAGUACCCAGACGAAGAGCCUGAUAUUGACGGCGAUGCCUGGGGCCCGGCCACCAAGAUUUCCUAUCACUAUGUCGAGUCCAUCGACAAUGCCGAGUUCGCCAUCCAUGUCGGGGUCCCCUCGGGAAGCAACGCUGGGCAGAAGUGGAUCCGUCACUCACGGAAGCACGCCCUUACAUUCUGGCUGGCAUUCGAUGGCGGCCGUGAUGCAGCGAGAAAAACGAUUCACCAACGCUCCAACUCAUUUCUGUUGGAAGGCGUCCACAAUUGGGCACGCACAACCAUGCGCAAGUUCCGUUUUGCUCCUGUGUCUACUGUUGACGAUGACGACAAGACUCGUGUUGCUACGGAUAUGAAAGUCGCCCAGGAUCUCGGACUCAUUCGGGUCUCCGUCUAUCGUACCAUUAUCGAAAACGAAAUUAAGACGCGUAGCUCUCCACACCCUGUUCCAAACCUCGCAGCGGACACAAUAUGCUUAGCAGAGAAAGCUGUUAAAGGCAAAGCGGUGUCCCAUGGAACAGCAUUGUCUGCCCCGAUUGGACUUACCAAAAAGCGGCUUCACUCGAUUAAAUACAUAGAUCAGUGCGCCUCUCCACUCGCUGUCUUCUACUUCAAGUAUCGAUCGAAAGAGGCGCUCCAGCAGCAACUGGUCAUCAGACGCCCAAGGAGUCUCUCCAUGGAGUCCGACAUGGGGAACCUUUCACCUGAUGAAAUCCGCCGCCUGGCACGCGAGAGGCUGUCACAGAUUAGGCGCGGCAAAAAACGAGCUGCGACAGUCAAGAAUGAGGACGAUGCUGAAGUCCCUCAGUCUGAGAAGCCUUUCAAGUUUGUUAGGAUCGAGGGUGGGAAGAAGGCCAUCGACUUGACAGAGGACGAUUAA
Molecule: messenger RNA, 942 nt
Organism: Diaporthe amygdali
Lineage: Eukaryota; Fungi; Ascomycota; Sordariomycetes; Diaporthales; Diaporthaceae
Exons: 5
Coding region: 1-942 (313 amino acids)
Source: RefSeq, a predicted model, not a curated record